AUGAGAGUUGGAGCAUAUUAUAGUGGUAAUGGACAAGUGAUACAAGCAGGAGGUAAAGUGUUUGGAGCAGCGUUGGCAGAUUUGAUGGCUGUACAAAAGAAAACGAUUCCUCAACUAAAGGUACCAUUGUUCUUGCACAAUGGAUUCAGAUAUAUAAUUCAACACGGUUUGGAGAUUGAAGGUAUCUUUCGUAUUGCAGGUACCAAGGAACGUGUCAAACAGCUACAGAUGCAGUUGGACAAGGGCGAUCAAAUCGAUUUCAUCUCUGCCAAGGUCGACCCCGUCGAUUUUGCAGAUCUCAUAAAGAUCUAUUUCAGAGAGCUACCAGACUGUCUGAUGCAGUCCGAGUACUACGACGCAUUCAUUGCAACACUCACACAAGACCGCAUUGGUCAGGUCCAGAAGCUACGUGAACUCGUCUCUGGUCUCAAACAAGAAAACCAAGACCUCCUCAAAGAAUUGGCUUGGUUCCUUGGUAAGAUUGCUAUCAACCAUGGUUUAAAUAAAAUGACUGCUGAAAAUCUUGGUCUAGUUUUUGGACCAAACUUAUUAUGGAAAGGAGGUAAAGCAACAAGUACAACAGAUAUGAUGGAAUUGAUGGCAGGAGCAGGAAAGAUUAAACUAUUGCUGUGCGGGUAUAAAAAGACGGUGCAGGGUAUUGCCAUUGUCGAGGGUACUGCCGAGACGGCCGCGUCGAUUUGGACGGCCGACUCGGGUGGCCAACUCAGAAUAUUCAACAGCGAGACGUACGAGAAGGAGCGCGAUAUCGACUCUGGCCUCGGCCGUGUCUUUACCAUGGUUUCGGUGCGUGACCAUGCAUGGAUUGCUUCUUCGUCGGGUGUCUCUGUCUGGGAUCGUAGCGGAAGCGUCGUCAAGGAAUUCCCAGGCUUCCACGUUUCACUGGCACCAGUUUAUUCACACGGCGAACUACGUGUAUGGGCCGGCACCGAGCAAAAGAUCACUGUCUUUUCGGCCAGCGGUCCUGUCCUCGAGGUGGCUCAGACCAUCGAGCUGCCCGGCCAGUUUAUCGUCUCGAUUGCCGAGAUUUACGGCCCUGCCAACCAGGUGUGGGCCGGUGCCACCAACGGCAUCAUUUUUGUGUUUGACAAGACCACCGGCGCACAGAUCCGUGAGCUUCGCACACCCGCGCGUCGUAACAUCACCUGUCUCACCUACCACAAUGGACGUGUGUGGGCUGGCUCGGAAGACAAGAUGAUAUUUGUCAUUGACCCCACCGAUUUUGCCAUCAUUCACACCAUCCAAGACAAUGAAAUGCUCAUGUUAAACACCUUUAAACCAAUCGCCUCUUCCAUCUGGACGUGCUCCCGUGACUCGGCCAUACGUAUUUUUGACAACAACGCCUUUGCCAAGAUUGGUCAGUUGGACGAUUUCCACACAGACGCUAUCGUCGACGCCGUCUUUCAUUGGAACAAUCGAAAAUUACGUUGGGAAUUUUGGAGUGCCAGUUUUGAUAAAUCAGUUUGCAUAUGGGGUGUUCAAUCAGAUAGUUUACCUGCUCCUCCUCCUCCUCCAUGUUUUACCUAA
Messenger RNA from Cavenderia fasciculata, 1545 nucleotides. It is a transcript of the gene gacX, whose product is annotated as RhoGAP domain-containing protein. Lineage: Eukaryota; Evosea; Eumycetozoa; Acytosteliales; Cavenderiaceae. Gene Ontology annotation, cellular component: cytoplasm. Gene Ontology annotation, biological process: signal transduction; regulation of small GTPase mediated signal transduction. Bases 1 to 1545 code for a protein of 514 amino acids. Gene Ontology annotation, molecular function: protein binding; GTPase activator activity. The record is from RefSeq and is a predicted model, not a curated record. The transcript has 3 exons.